GGUCGGCGGUAGAUAGAUAGAGAGGAGUGGAUCGGUGAGAGGGCGAUCGAUCCAGGUGCGCGACGCGGGGAUCAUCUGCCAGGGAAUCCCAGUCGAUGCGCGCGAGGGGAUGCGAAGCGCGCGAUGCGUGUGACUCGGGGACGACGAAGGUGCCGCUGGCCUAACCCGGAUCGGGCCUAACCCCGGAAGACCGGAGCAGACAGAUCUCCGGGGGGAGAGGAAAUGGAGCAGCUGCUGGGAGCCCAGCAGCACCAUUCUUCCCUGUCCCCGAGGACCCCGACCCGCCCGCAUCUCCAGCACGCCCUCUCCAACAGGUUCCGGGAUCACCACCACUCGCACUCGCACUCGCAGCCCCACGCCGGCCUCAAGAUCCUCCGCAUCACCCCGCCCUUCUUCCUCCUCCUCCUCGCCGCCGUCUACCUCCUCGCCUCCGUCACCAUCCUCUCCGCGCCCGCGCCCUCGCUCCGCGCCUCCAAGAAGCCCGACAGGCUCGUCCUCCCGGUGGCCGCGCCGGUCCCCCCCUCGCGGCCGCCUUCCCCGGAGCUGCUCGACCUCGACAACGGCAGGAUUCGGGCCAGGAUCAGCAAUGUCGGCGCCGCCGUCACGUCGCUGCUUGUCCCGGACAAGAACGGGGCUCUUGCUGAUGUGGUGCUUGGAUUCGACUCCCUGGAUCCGUAUCUGAAUGGAACCUCGCCUUACUUUGGCUGCAUUGUUGGGCGAGUUGCAAAUAGAAUCAAGGAUGGAAAGUUUACUUUAAAUGGUGUGCAGUAUAGUUUGGGCAUCAACAACCCACCUAACACUCUUCAUGGUGGAUUUAAAGGGUUUGAUAAAGUCAUAUGGGAAGUCAUUGAAUAUAACAAAGGGAAGACCCCAUCGAUCACCUUAAAAUACCAUAGUAAAGAUGGAGAGGAAGGUUACCCAGGUGAUGUUUCUGUUACCGCCAGAUAUUCUCUGCCAUCAAGCAUGGAGUUGAAGCUAGAGAUGGAGGCUGCACCUUUGAACAAGGCCACACCUAUCAGCUUAGCACAACACACCUACUGGAACCUGGCAGGCCACGACUCUGGGGAUGUGCUUGCACAUUCUAUCCAGAUACGGGGAUCUCAGAUAACUCCAGUAGAUCAAAUUUCAAUACCCACAGGCGAGUUUAUGCAAGUGAGCGGCACACCAUUUGAUUUUCUGACCGAGGCUGAGAUUGGCGAAAGGAUUGGCCAAGUCCCUGGUGGUUAUGAUCACAACUAUGUGCUCGAUUCUUCUCGCGAAGCAAAGUCAAGCUUGCGGCAUGUGGCUAAGGUGACAGAUCCGUCAAGCUUUAGGGUCCUAAACAUUUGGUCGGAUGCUCCUGGAGUGCAGUUCUACACUGGUAAUUUCCUUGGUGGCAUUGUGGGGAAAGGAGGUGCAGUCUAUGGGAAGCACGCAGGUCUCUGCCUUGAGACGCAAGGUUUCCCAAAUGCGGUCAACCAACCUAAUUUUCCAUCAGUGAUCGUUCAUCCCGGUGAGAAGUACACCCAUACAAUGCUGUUUGAGUUCUCCACCAAGUGAACUAGCUCUUGUAGAUACACCUUUUUUUUUCAUGUCCUUUCUUUUUCUUGUCUUAUGUUAUGAAUUUCUGACAGUGUUAGAUAAUAGAAGUAAUUAGGAAUGAAAGACACCAAUUUUUCA
Hordeum vulgare subsp. vulgare (domesticated barley) is the source of this 1659-nucleotide messenger RNA. RefSeq names its product galactose mutarotase-like. Gene Ontology annotation, biological process: glucose metabolic process; beta-D-galactose catabolic process via UDP-galactose, Leloir pathway. The record is from RefSeq and is a predicted model, not a curated record. Gene Ontology annotation, molecular function: aldose 1-epimerase activity; carbohydrate binding. Lineage: Eukaryota; Viridiplantae; Streptophyta; Magnoliopsida; Poales; Poaceae. The transcript is spliced from 5 exons. Bases 223 to 1539 code for a protein of 438 amino acids.